This is a messenger RNA of Cyclospora cayetanensis, 2538 nucleotides long. RefSeq lists its product as uncharacterized. The record is from RefSeq and is a predicted model, not a curated record. NCBI's taxonomy places the organism in Eukaryota, Apicomplexa, Conoidasida, Eucoccidiorida, Eimeriidae. The transcript is spliced from 3 exons. Bases 1 to 2538 code for a protein of 845 amino acids.
AUGCAGAUCGUUCCUCUUCCCAGCCUCUGUUCCAGGGGAAAUUCGACCCUUUCUGGCGGUGCUGUUUCCGCCUGUGGAUCCUUAGUCCCCUCCUUUCCAGAGGGGCCUCCUGCUUUCAGCAGUUCAGAAAGCCAGCAUGCGCAAGGGGGCGGCGUCAAGGAGGAGGAAGGCGGAGGAGGGGCGAACGCCCCUCCUCCCUCGAAAGCGGGAAGGGAAAAAGGCCGCCAAGCCACUGCGAGCAACCUGAAAGACAGAGCAGCCUUGCUAGAUCCUUGGCAGCAGGCACUCAGCAGCAGCGAUAGCGAGGACUGCGUCAUCAGCAACGUGGUCAGACUGCCUCCCCGCGAAAAAAAGACAGCCGCCGCGCAAACUUGGAGCGCCAUGCGUCUUUUCACAUGGGGGGAGUCUCUCAAGGCUAUGUGGCGCUCUCUCCGACGCUGGAUGCUCUGCAUCUUCAUGGCGGCUUGCAUCGUCACGUGGCUCCAGGGGCCCCCAGAAGGGCCUGUUGGGGGCCCCCUAGGCGAGCGAUUUCCCGCAGGCGACAAUACGGGCUAUAAAGGCUCCACUUGGCGGAAGGACAAGGCGUGCGGAGUCGAGUUGCGCACAACAGACACGGGUAAAAUAUGCUGGCAGGGUAGAAAAGGCAACCCCAACACGCGGGGGGAGAAGGGACCACGAGGGGAAUACCGUGGAGAGGGGCAUAGGGUGUGGCAUGGGGGGUGUGUGUAUGGGGUGUAUGUGCUCUCAGCGUAUGCUGCUUUGCUAAAUCGAGAUAUGAUGCGAUCGCUCGCUCCUGCUUCCUCUGCAGCCUUUUUGGCUCUUUGGGAGUACUUUUUUGCCCCCUAUCGACCGCUGUAUGGAUUGCCUCCUGAGGACGGAGAGGCAGAAGAUGCAAGCGCAGAUGACGGCUUAUUGGGGGGGUCCCUGCUGGCGGGAGAGGGUGAAGCAGCCAGUAUUUCUUCCCCGCUCGACGCGGAGAAGGCGAAGUCUUUGAGGGAGUUCAAGAGGGAGCAAUUCUUCUUGUUUGGUCAUGAGGAAGGCUGUGAUUUUCGCGUGCAGAAGAAAGCCUCGGCCUCUAGCGGUGGCUCAAAUCCUCUCGUCCCCUUGUUUCCUGUUGCCGUUCCGAGGAGGGUUGCGCCUGUUCUCUAUCUGUCGACGGCAGGAGACGCGGCAACGCCGAGGGAGGGGAGGGUGGCUAUAGCAGGAGCAGCAGGGGGCAUGGGAGUAGCAGGAGAAAGUGUACAGGGAGAAGGAAUAGGAGCAGAAGAAAGGGCAGUAACGGAAGAAAGGGCAGUAACGGAAGAAAGGGCAGUAACGGAAGAAAGGGCAGUAACAGAAGGCGUUUCUUGGAACGACAUCGCAUCUGGGGAACCUCGUGUUUUUGAGCAGAAGCUGCCUAGCUCCGGGAGGUUACAGGUUCGCAGAGAUAGGGCAUUGUCUCCGCAGUCCGUUGUUGUAUCGCUUGUGCAUCGCCUCUGUCCGAAGAGAAAUAUGCCGCAGCAUCGCAAGUCGACUACCAUUGUGAGCGGCUUGUGGCACCUGCCACCUCCCGCGCUUGCGCCCUUUAAGAAUGCAGAGGAAUAUAUGCGUCAAUUCAGAACUGGACUUGACCUCUUUCGGGAUCAGGCAGUCGUCUUUUUCACGGACGCGUGGUAUAUGCCUCUUGUGCGUUCUUCCAUCAAGGAGAUGGAAGAUCGUCUGGCGGCAGAAACAGAGGGUGCCCCUUCUGCGCUGCAUUUCUGUGUAAUUCCCCUCGAGUUAGAUCAGCUGCCAUACGCCUCGCUGAGCAGCAGCGUGCGGAUAGCCGCUUCUGCGGCUAUUCGAGACCCUCGUGUGGAUGUCGGCUGGUGGAAUCAUCCGUAUUAUAAUGAGCAGUACUACAUCGUGCAAAGCAGCAAACUCGCGCUGGUAGCCGAGGUUGCGCUGGCGAACCCGUUCCAGUCCGCCUUCUUCAUGUGGCUAGAUCCACCCAAGAGGGAGUACUACCCAACUUCGCCAGCAGGCGUGUCUGGGUUCCUGGAUGGCGAUUUUCUCGAGAAACACGUCAAACGCGGCGCUCUGCUUAUGCAGCAGACACCGCAAAGAAUUCUCGACGGGCCCUGGAGUAUGCCGUGCCAUAAGGGAGUCUUCGGCUCGCACGCCAAGUACCAACCAGGUGUCGUGGGUGGUAUCUUGGGAGGAACCAAAGAAGCUAUCCAGCUCGCUUUUCCAAUAUGGGAUUCAGCUUUGCGGGCUAUCUUGUCGCUUUCCCUUCUGAACGACGAGCAGCACCUCCACACGCUUACUGCAUGCUGGUUUCCAAUGCUCUUCCACGUGGCCCCCUACCAUCCCCAGUGCAAGCCGCACUUUCUCUGCCUCCCCAGUUUGCUGGCUUCGGUGCACCCGCAUGCAGACCACGCAUGGGGCUUGACGGGGUUGGCUUCCCCAUCAGGGAACUUAAAACAUAGAACCGCACGGCAAGACUAUGCUUUCCGCAUCAUCACCGAGACGGACAUCCCAGAAGCUGCCUAUACUGCCCUUGACGAAUUAGCGAAUUAA